AUGGUGACCUCAUGCCUCAGCUUCGUCUCCUUGUACGGCUCCUUCAUCCGCCGUUCCCUCACCGCCGCUGGACUCUCCUCCCAAAUCCUCGACGUUGAUGCCGACACCACAAUCCACUUUUGGGGACCUAAACCACCCUCAAAUGGUGACCAUCGGAAAUCGUCGCUGCUUUUACUUCACGGAUUCGGUCCUCACGGCAUUUGGCAGUGGCGGCUACAGGUGUCGUUUCUCGCGACUCACUUCGACGUCUACAUCCCCGAUCUAGUGUUCUUCGGAGAAUCCAUCUCGAAUUCCUCCGAACGGUCGGAGAUCUUCCAAGCAAGUGCCAUUACGAAGCUGAUGGAGAAGGUUGGGGUGAACAAGUACUCGGUGAUUGGGACAAGCUACGGUGGUUUCGUGGCGUACAGAAUGGCUGCGAUGUGGCCGGAAAGGGUAGAGAAGGUGGUGAUCUCAAGUUCAGGAGUUAACAUGAGGCGGAGGGAUAAUCAGGAGCUGAUGAAGAGGGCCAACUUGGAGACAAUCGAAGAGCUAAUGCUGCCAGAGACGGCUGGCCAGCUCCGGACGUUAUUGCGUUUGGCUGUUUACAACGGUGGCUACAUGCCGGAUUUUUUUCUCAACGAUUUCAUUGACAAAUUGUAUGGUGAAAACAGGAAGGAAAAGUUGGAAUUGCUGAAAGGGCUGACACUUGGCCAAGAUGACACCCCUACCAUUUCCCCUCUUCAACAGGAAGUGUUGAUCAUAUGGGGUGAACAUGAUAACCUCUUUUUGUUGGAUAUGGGAAAAGAGCUUAAAGAAAUGUUGGGGAAGAAUGCAUCAUUGGAGGUGAUUAAGAAGGCAGGACAUGUACCUCAGCUUGAACAGCCCAAGAACUUCAAUACAAUCCUCUACCAUUUCUUGUGUGUCUAGCUCCUC
Messenger RNA from Cynara cardunculus var. scolymus (artichoke), 912 nucleotides. Its product is annotated as putative 2-succinyl-6-hydroxy-2,4-cyclohexadiene-1-carboxylate synthase. The transcript has 5 exons. Lineage: Eukaryota; Viridiplantae; Streptophyta; Magnoliopsida; Asterales; Asteraceae. Gene Ontology annotation, molecular function: catalytic activity. The record is from RefSeq and is a predicted model, not a curated record. Bases 1 to 906 code for a protein of 301 amino acids.